CUGCACCCCGGUUAAGUCCAUGUCCCCUGUGGAAGACAAUGGAAGAGAAAACGCACAAGUCCUUUUCAGUCCCACCUUUCUCUCCCUAACAUUCGUCAACCUGUUUUUUCCUCAUUUGCAAAGUGGAGAUGGCAUAACUCCCAGGGCUGGGGAAAGGUCUGGCACAAGAGACAAGUGUAAAUAAAUGUUUGAGAACUCUGAAUCUGUGAUUUUAGAUACGUGAAGGUAUUCCGGGUAACCAGUGCCCUCCCUGAAUCGCGUUAUCCUUUUGCCAAAAAUUGUAACUCUACUAACUUUGAGUGUAUCUAGGAAAGAAAAAGCAAACUUAAUUCCUAUUAAAAUGUCAUUCAGCCUCCCCGGCCCAGUCCAGGCCGAGAGCGCCCGCCUGCUGCUUCCGCUCUCCGCGCAAGCGCCCGAAGCUCGGCCGGAGAGCAGCGGAGCCGCCGGCGGGGCCGGGAGAGGAGCGGGCGCCGCUGGCCGGGAAGGUGCUGGAGGCCACGGUCCGCAUGUUGAAGGUGCAGCUCCCCGCGUUAUCUUAAGCAGCUCCCAGUCCCCGAGAGCAUUACCAGGAUCGCCCGGCUCACAGUUUCAGAAUGGCUUUGAUUAUUGCCUUUCCUCGGUGUACUUGCACUACCUUGCGGUUCGUCCAUUCCUCCCGAAGAAAAAGCAGCAGAAGGAUAACUUGAUUAAUCUUAAAAUACAAAAGGAAAAUCCCAAAGUGGUGAAUGAAAUAACCAUUGAAGAUUUGUGUCUUACUAAAGCAGCUAAUUGUAGGUGUUGGCGUUCUAAGACGUUUCCUGCCUGUGAUGGUUCACACGAUAAACACAACAAAUUGACUGGAGAUAAUGUGGGUCCACUAAUACUGAAGAAGUAUAAUAGUAAUGAAUUAGGAUGGAAUUCAAUUCUGUGCUGCAAAAUCUUAUAACAGUAUUUUUCCAUUCUUUGUUUAUAGAAGAUCUUUCAAAUGGUAGUCUUAAGUAUUGCUACUGGUUGAAUAAUUAUUUCUGCCAAUUUAUUUUACACUACUGUUUAUAUUUGACACUUUGUAUAUUCAGUCAUUGAUAUAGAAUUAAAUCGUGCAACACUUUCACUCUGAUUUCAAAGAAUUAAUGUAUCUUCCUACAAUAAAACGAACACUUUUUAUUUUUAAAAUAAAAUAAAAUAAAAUGUCCUUCACUCUGUUCUCUCCUUUUU
Messenger RNA from Orcinus orca (killer whale), 1194 nucleotides. Its product is annotated as CDGSH iron-sulfur domain-containing protein 2 homolog. NCBI's taxonomy places the organism in Eukaryota, Metazoa, Chordata, Mammalia, Artiodactyla, Delphinidae. The transcript has a single exon. Gene Ontology annotation, cellular component: intracellular membrane-bounded organelle; mitochondrial outer membrane. Bases 341 to 925 code for a protein of 194 amino acids. Gene Ontology annotation, molecular function: 2 iron, 2 sulfur cluster binding. The record is from RefSeq and is a predicted model, not a curated record. Gene Ontology annotation, biological process: autophagy of mitochondrion; regulation of autophagy.